This is a messenger RNA of Peromyscus eremicus (cactus mouse), 291 nucleotides long. Its product is annotated as cyclin-dependent kinase 2-associated protein 1-like. NCBI's taxonomy places the organism in Eukaryota, Metazoa, Chordata, Mammalia, Rodentia, Cricetidae. The transcript has a single exon. The coding region runs from base 1 to 291 and encodes 96 amino acids. The record is from RefSeq and is a predicted model, not a curated record. Gene Ontology annotation, cellular component: cytoplasm; nucleus.
AUGGGUGGCACAGGCAUCCACUUGCCUUCUACUAGCAUGGCGACAUCCUCCCAAUAUCGCCAGCUGCUGAGUGACUAUGGGCCACCAUCACUAGGCUACACCCAGGGAACUGGAAAUAGCCAGGUGCCUCAGAGUAAAUAUGCAGAGCUGCUGGCCAUCAUUGAGGAGCUGGGGAAAGAGAUCAGACCCACGUAUGCAGGGAACAAGAGCGCCAUGGAGAGACUAAAACGAGGCAUCAUUCAUGCCAGAAGCCUGGUUCGGGAGUGCUUGGCUAGCCCCUGGCCAAUGUGA